AUUGUGACUGUAAAUGAAGCAAAUGUGGGCUGUGACCCCAGAGACGUGUCCUUCCAGCCCUCUUCUCUGUUCCAGCUAGCCAGACAUGGGGUUUUGAAGCAACAGCAUCUGAACCUGGCUCCUAACUGGGCUGCUAUCACAGUGGUCCUCUUUGUUCUGGGCUUCCUAAUUGUGAUGCUGACAACCCUGGCUAUAGUGCUCCAGCCUGCUGUCCCCAUCAUUAGCCCCCUGAAGAGCUGGAAGCCGCGAUGGAGGAGCCUGGGCGAGCCACACAUCCCACCAGAGUACAUCCUCCUUAAAGACAGCCUUCAGUUCUACCAGAUGGUUGGUCCUCAUGGUUCUGGAGAAGAUGCUGGCUUUGGAGAAAAAGGAAUUGCACAUAACACAGAAGAGCGUUUUGCACUGAGGGUUCUGGAGGAUUUCAGUGUUCGCACCCUGUACGAUAAGCUGGAAGAUCAAAAUUUGCACCUGGCAUCUCAGCUGGCAAAGCACAGGAUGGAUGUGUUGGUGUUUUACAACGGAAUCAGCCAGCGAAUUCAAAGUCUCAUGGAUAUGGUGCAAGCGCUGGACACUGAAAGCCUGAAAAUCAUUGCCAGGCAAAGGAUUUGUGGGCAUAAACCUGCAGACAGCAGCUGGGCAGCAGUGAGUGUUGAACAAUGUGAUGAACACUGUAGCAACAACUUCCAAGCAGGUUCAUUAGGUGCUCCGUGGCAAGAGGCAACAGAGUUAAUGAAAGCUCUGGAAAUGCUGCUUGGGAACGUUCUGUACAAGAAUGUAGCUGUGAAACAAGAGAUGGAGCAGAAGGUCCAAGGACAGGAUGCGGUGACAGUUGUACCCUCACUGGACAGCCUGGGCAGUGAAAGUAAAUCAGAAGUUGUGGAAGGGCAGGAUCAUGAGCUGCCUCAGCAAUGCGAAUUCUUCGAUAGGAAAGAUGGCUUUUUUAGCUUCCCUGGACACGAAGAACAUGAUUUAGAUCUCCAGUUGACUUAUCUGACUGAGUUGGAGGUGGAGAGCCUGAUAGCAGCUUCCCCCCUUGCCAAGACUCUGUGUGAGAUCAAGCAAGCUUUAGUGAAUCUGCAGCAACCUUCAGACCUUGUUAAUCCAGACAGCAAACAUCAAACAAGUGUGGGGAGCUCAGACCUCUUCUGAGCUGCUGGAGUCUUGGGCCACAAAGAGGGAUGAAGCUCUGUUGCUGGAAAUAAAGAGGAGCUGCGUUGUUCAGAGGAUUGAAGAGACAGAAGCAGAAGUAUUUCAUCUUCUGCAAAGCAAAAUAGCCACCAGCUCAUUUCCUUGAGGAACCUAGCUCAUCCUUGGCAAUGGCUAAAGGUGGAUUAUGGGAGCAUGUGUGUGUGUCUGUGGACAGAGCUGCAGUACCUGAAAUAUCAGAAUAGAUAUGUAUUUGGUUAGAGAUGUACUUGGUUAAAUGUGUAAUGAAUAAUCCUAUUCUGUUUCCUUAACCUGGUUGAAAUACUUCCAUACUUGCCUUGGAUUAUUGAUAAUUUAUAGGUUUGAGAAGGAAGCUGAGAUUCUUGGCAUUGCUUACUAAUUUUAUAGUUUUCAUUGUUAAGUCAGUAAGGCAGAAAAAUUGUGAGGCUGUGGGUGACAAAAGAGCCCCUACUUACCAGUGCGUUCUGUAUAGCCUUUAUGGUCUCUGAUACGGAGGAUAUACGAGAGGUUUUUUCAAGUACAGUUUAAAGCCACAUUUCUAAGCCUUGCCCAGCAUCUCCACAACACCUGUGAAUGUUUUGGAUAUAUACAUGUUGAUCUCAGUAAGGUCUACUGGCAGAGACCUUGAAGGUCUCUAGAGACGUGAUUUUUUUUGAGAAAAGAGUACACUUAAACUAUUCCCAGUAGUAGUGACUUCAGGGAUUAGUGUAGUUGCUGUUGUCCAGUUCUCUGGGAGCCUGACCUUUAAACAGAAAAUGUCCUUCCUGCCAUUCUUAUUCUUUUGGCCUGUCUGCGUGAAGCCCAGAGAGCCUGGCUGUGAAGAGGGCUUUGCUUUUGUGAAACAGGAGCGGAAUCAGAGCACCUGCUCCAUCUCUUUCUGCGCAAUAUUCCUUAGCUCCAAGAGCAGCAACGUAAAAUUUCUUGACUCUGAGCCAGCGCAGUAUCUUGUCAGCCCCCACAGGUAGGCUUCAGGCAGCUGUUUCCAACAGCAAAGCCUAUUAUCUUCUCAUUGCAAUAUUUACUGAAUUGCUCGUUUGUGAACCCACUCCUUCCUGAUUCCUAGGCACAAAUCUGUAUUUGCUCCUUCUGCCUUUGCAUAACUAUAGUAGGUAUUAAGAGAGUCAGACUCCAGUGCCCAGGAGCCAAGACAGAAGCUCUUGGGUUUGCUUUUACUACCUGGUACCUCUGGUGGAUCCAGAUGAACUGCAAGGUGUUUUGCCCUCAUCUGCUCCUUUUGGUGGUUCCACAUUUUCUGAGCUUGCUCCUAAAACCAAAACAUGGUUCCUUUGCAACUUCACCUUGGGAGAAUUUGGGUACCUACUGACACUUUGAAGGGACUUCCAAAAAAUGGGAACCCGCAGGCAAACACUACAAAACACCUGUAGGUCACUCUCUAUGAUUGCCUGUUGUAGAAUAUAGAAGUGAAAAAACUGUCAUUGCUGUCCUCGUUGCUUCCUUUUGUGGUUAACAGCAGACAUGUUUAUAACAGUGCUACAUGGAUGUAAGCAUCUUCAGUGAUUGCUGUCUUUGUAAUAUCCGCAGGGAAACAUGGUACCCAGACAGGUGAUAAAUUUAUCUCUGUGACUUGUGGUCCCAGGUUACAUUUGUAAAAUGCAGGGUGGAAAGCAGUAGUAAAUAAGAUUUGUCAAAUUUUUCAUUGUAACGUCUUUCCAAUGAAAACAUUUUUUUCUUUUGGACCAAAACAAAUAUAUGUGUAUGGAGUUUUGCUAGAAGUUUUAUUUUUUUCCCCACUGUGGUUUUCUAAACAAGUACACUUCAGCUAUAAGUAAACAUUUUUGAGUUUCAAAAUGUUUUGGGUUGGCUUUUCCUGCAAAACAAAAUAAUAUCAAUGAAAAGACCAGUUUCACACAGUAUUUCUUUUCAUGCCCUGUUAAUAGCUUUUUUGGAAAGGAAAGAACAAAUAAAAAGAGGAGUGGUGCAAUCACUGGGUUUUUUCUCCUUUUGAAGUAUUUACUGUUGAUAGCUCUUUUUCUAGUGGCCUGUGGAAUCUUCUGGAAGUCCAGCGCUGUCUGGAGUAGCUGUGAAGUCCCCUCACAUUCAGAAGGGUGCCAUUUCCCUGAGACUGCUGAUAAGAGUGAUUGAGUGCAAGGUCAUUUAAUUUGGAAUUUGGAGAAGGAUCACAGGGCUGUUGGUUUUUCUUCAGUUGCUUUGACUUUUGCCUCUCAACAGAAAAUUGAAAGGUUCUUUUCAACGUUCAGUGUAAAGUUCAGUUUCUCUUGGAGAACAUCAAACACUGCUGUGGCUGUGAGAAGGAAGGUAUGGUUGAGUUCCCUGAAAAGGAAACUCUUUGGUCUAUGGCUGCGUGUGGCUCUUGAGUCCUGAAGUGAGCUGGAUGGUUUCUGCUGAUUCUGUCUUCCAGUGUGAAACUGUCAUCAAGCCUCCCGGUGCAUUCACAAAGCCAGAUAAUGUUCCUGACGAUGCUUGUUGCAGUUACUGAGGCCACCCCUGGCUGUGCUCAUUAUCUGGUUAAUCCUUGCCUCUUAUAUGUACACAGCUAGCGUGCUUUUAAAUGGGGUUAGGAAAAAAGGUCCAAUUAAAAUGUCUGACGAAAAUGUCCAUUUGAAGAAAAUGCCCAAUAAGGAUUUCAUUACUAUAUCAACGUGAUGAAAUGUCCUAACAGCCCACGUCUGCUGGUGGAUUCUUUGCAGGUUGUCACACUCAGUCCUUGAAUACAGGCGUGUUAACUGAGCCUACCAAAUUGCCACUGAUGAAUAUAGCUGUAAUGGCUACCUAUUGAAUUCUCCUAGACCACAGCAAGUGCAGUGUAUUACAAGCCAGCUUAUCCCACAGCAAAAGAGGUUUGUGCUGAGUUAUAUGACCCAACCUAGUUUUUGCCUUGAGAAAAAGCAUACACAUCAAUGUGACUUGGCUGGCUCACCACUAGGAUGAGAGAGAGAUAAUUAUUUUGAGACGGUCCUGAAUCAUAGUACUCGACUAAAAUGCACCCAGACUUUGAGCUGUUUUUUAGAUGUGGGUUACCUUUACAUAACUGACACAUGUCUUGAACUUAAUUGCCAUAACUCUUAUUAGCUUCCUGCCCUUGAACCCUGACUGAGACUUCUGUGUGUUGCAGGUGAAAUUGAAUUGUCAGAUGAGACUGGCCAGGUGAAGAAUUUGCUCCAGAACCAGGACUGCUAUGCAUUGCAGCUCCUGAGUGACAGAGUUUUGUGUACUACUUAGUCACAUAUCUCUCUAUAUUGGAGAUGUUUUCAUUUUCCUUUGUAGCUAAAGAAAUAUCCUCACACAGGUGAAGGUUGAAAGUCAGAGAGGAUUUUUGUUCUAGAUUCCUAGCUUGAGCCUCUGAGCAUCCUUAGCUCCACUCAGAGAAAAUAGGACCUAAUGAUGUUGAACACUUACUGAAGAUAGAACUAAGAUACCAGGAAUUGGACACUGAAAUUAAGGCUGCUUUUGCAAAUGGUCUAGUGGAAGUCAGGAUUGCCUCCACAUAGGACAGAGAUUUCCUGAUAGUCCCAGUUCUACCUCCAGGAAAUGUUCUUUCAAAUGUUUCUGGGUUUAAUACAGUGCUUUUAUCCCUCACAGGACAUGAAGGUUCCCAAGAAGCUGUUUUUACAUGACUGUGGAAAGACCACAACAUUGUCACUCCAAAGUUCCUGGGGGAGGAAUAAAAGCCUGAACUAAAGAAGAAGGUUUUUAAUUUAUAGUCAAAAUGGGAAAUCUUCAUUUCCAGAACUAAAAAACUAAAACUGCCUAAAGAAGAAAAAGCUUGUUUAUAUCUUUCCAUUGUGCGUGAAGUACCGGAGCCACAGAUGACAUGGUGUAUACCACGGAAGUACAAGAAUUAUAUUUGAUCUUCUCUUACCGGCUACUUUUUCUCUUCUCUCUGUAGAUAAACUGGGACAUGGGAAGAUGCAAAAGUGUUACCUACCAGAGUGAAAUCCAGAAAAUAUGGCAAACAAGCAAUCUUGCUUUCAAAAGUUCCAUCUGCAAAAGGUGAAACCUUGCCCUGAAUUAAAUUAAUACUCAUAGUUUCUUUGGGUCCCCAGCAUCUAUCCAUGGGUGUAUUGUGUUUCUAUCACGGGUAAAAGGUGUCAUUUGCCACAAGGCAACAAGAGUAAAACUGUGGCUUCCCCUUCCAAAGAAACUGGGAAACUCUAAUAAUGACAAAUUGAAGGAGUUGUUUGGUACUGAGUUUUGGAGGCCAUCUUAUGCUUGUUCGUUUAUUCCUUGAAGAAGCACUUAAUUUGUUGGGUUGUUUCCUGAAGCCUGAAAUAAUAAAUGCCUCAUUUCUGUGAGAAAAGAGUAGUUUCACUGAGCUAGUUCAUCAGUGAAUCAGUUUGAAACCAGGCACAUGCUUAAUAACUUUACCAAAUGAAGCCUUGCUCCUUGCAGAUACUGGGCUGGUAUGGUGAAUCACAGAAAUUGUCAGGAGGACAAGCUGCAGCUGCAGAUUGGUUCAACUUUAACUCAGUAGUUUUAUGUCUGGAAUUGUUGAAGUAUUCAAUUAACAAGUCCUUACUACUUUUAUCUCAGCUUUUACCUGACCAGCUUCUACAAAUAACUUUAUAAGUCCUCAUAUGAGUCCGUAUCUCCAUCGGAUGGACCCUGUCCCAUCUUUCACACACCUGUUGAAUCAGCAAUCCUGCUGAUUUGCUGUGCUACAUACUUGUAUACAAGCAGCACAAAGAGAAACAUAUUAAAACUGCAUAUAAAAAUUUAGACAAU
Molecule: messenger RNA, 5871 nt
Organism: Tyto alba (common barn owl)
Lineage: Eukaryota; Metazoa; Chordata; Aves; Strigiformes; Tytonidae
Exons: 10
Coding region: 175-1149 (324 amino acids)
Source: RefSeq, a predicted model, not a curated record